Messenger RNA from Sceloporus undulatus (fence lizard), 1624 nucleotides. RefSeq names its product G kinase anchoring protein 1 (gene GKAP1). The transcript has 12 exons. NCBI's taxonomy places the organism in Eukaryota, Metazoa, Chordata, Lepidosauria, Squamata, Phrynosomatidae. Gene Ontology annotation, biological process: signal transduction. Gene Ontology annotation, cellular component: Golgi apparatus. The coding region runs from base 253 to 1359 and encodes 368 amino acids. The record is from RefSeq and is a predicted model, not a curated record.
CGGGGGUUGCACUUGCACUUGGGAAGGAACGCGGGCUGAAGGCUGUGGGAUUCUGGGGGCUGUCGGAGGAGCCUUCAUCCCCAAGGGCCUCCCUGGCUUUGCCUUGAGAGUGAGGGAAAGGACCGUGGCCCCUUUAAGACUAACUGGAAGAAGGCAGCGGCAGCAGCUUUCCCUGAGGCUCCUCCAGUCUGCUUCCUCAGUUUAGAAACACCUUGAUUGAGCAGUCUGUGUCAGUACACCUCUAUUAGGAAAAUGGCCUCUGCAGUAAUUAGUUCGGUGCCUACUACAGCAUCUAGGUUUGCUCUUUUACAAGUUGAUAGUGGCAGCGGAUCUGAUUCAGAAUCUGGAAAAGGAAGAAGUAUUCGAAGUGGUGGAAAGUCUCAAAUGUCAGGCAGCAAGUCAUCUACAAAUGAGAAGAAAAAAGAAAAGAGGAGGAAGAAGAAGGAACAGCAGCAGAGUGAGGCAAAUGAGCUCAGAAAUCUUGCAUUUAAAAAAAUUCCUCAGAAAACUUCCCAUGGAGCCGGUUUGUCUCAGCCUGAGCAGGCACUGAACAAUUCAUCACAGAAAGACUCUCAGGAAGAAAACUGGCAAGAGUGGAGACAGAGAGAUGAACAGCUGACUUCUGAAAUGUUUGAAGCAGAUCUUGAGAAAGCUUUACUUCUAAGCAAACUGGAAUAUGAAGAACAUAGAAAGGAAUAUGAACAUGUUGAAAAUGCUUCUCCUCCAUCAAAGACUGUGCAUAAGAAAGAAAAAAGGAAAAAUCAACAGGGAAAAGACAAGCCUCUAACAGUGUCUUUAAAAGAUUUUCAAUGUGAUGCCAGCAUAGAUCACCUUCCCAAAAAGCAGGAGGAAUUGGGCUCACAUACUGUAUUGCAUGAUGGUGAAUUCUUCACUAGACUGGAAGAUGAUGUGCAUAAAAUACUUGUUAGAGAAAAAAGAAGAGAACUUAUUACAGACAAUGGAAUGGAUAACAGCACAUCAUGUGACCACCCACAGGAUUUUUUUCUGAAAGAUGGAAGAAUAGAAAGACUAAAGUUGGAACUUGAAAAGAAAGAUGCAGAAAUCCACCAAUUAAAGAGUGUGAUCAUUCAAUGGGAGGCAAAGUAUAAAGAAGUAAAAGCACGAAAUGCACAGCUGUUGAAAAUGUUACAAGAAGGUGAAAUGAAAGAUAAAGCCGAAAUACUACUUCAAGUUGAUGAAUCUCAGAGUAUUAAGAAUGAGCUGACUUUACAGGUUACCAGUCUUCAUGCUGCACUGGAACAAGAAAGAUCUAAAGUGAAAUUACUCCAAGCAGAGUUAACAAAAUAUCAGGCUGGAAGAAAAGGAAAAAGAAAUUCAGAGUCUGACCAGUGCAGGUGAUUACACUUGCAAUACAAAGCAAAGCAAAAAAUAAAAGAAGUCUUCAGGGUUUUGCAGAAAUGUAUAUUUGUAUUACUGCUUAACUAUGCAGUUUUGGGAGGGGGUUGGAAGUAAAGUUUGAUUGACUAACAAUCACAAUAUUCAAUCUGUUGUACUUUUAGUGUAAAGAAGAGAGACUGGAAACUAAUAUUACAAUGAUGCUCAAAACUUAGUUUGUCCUAAUUCUACAUCUAGUUUUUCAUCAAUCAAUAAACCUUUUUUGUCA